AGAUAGACAUGUCUCUUCCCUUUCAGUCCUUAUUUAUCGUCACUCUUGCUUAACAUCAAAAAUCAAAUAGGAAAAGAAAAAAAAAUGACAGAAAUUCAGGAGUUGCCGGAAGGAUGCAUCGCCGCCAUACUGUCUCGUACUACUCCCGUUGACGCCGGCAGAUUCUCCCUCAUUUCCAAGACUUUCCGUUCUGCGGCCGAUUCCGAUGCGGUCUGGAGUCAAUUCCUCCCUUCCGAUCCCAAUUUCACAGCCUCUGUUGUUUCACAGUCUCCCUCACUUGCCAACGCUCCUACCAAGAAGGCUCUCUAUCUCGCUCUUUCCGAUCACCCUAUCAUCAUCGAUAAUGGUCACAAGAGCGUUCAAUUGGAUAGAAAAAGUGGAAAAUUCCGUUACAUGCUUGCAGCUAGAUCUCUCACUAUUAUUUGGAGUGAUCAUGACCAAUACUGGGACUGGAUUGAGUUGCCUGAUUCCAGGUUCCCUGAAGUCGCUGAGCUUCUUGAUGUAUGUUGGUUUGAUAUUCAUGGUACAAUUAACACCAUCGCAUUAUCCCCAAAUACCGAGUAUGUUACUUAUCUUGUGUUCAAGAUGGUUGAUGCCCAUGGAUUUCAGAACCGUCCUAUAGAGUUAUCAGUUUUUGUGGAAGGUGGACAUAGUAGUACGAAAAAUGUCUGUUUGGAUCCUGAUGUAGAAGGUAGGUAUCACAACAGAGUAGUAGGAUUGCAAUGUCCUAAUGUGAGAAGUGAUGGAUGGUUGGAGAUUGAGAUGGGGGAGUUCUUCAAUUCAGGGAUAGAGAAUGAAGAAGUUCAGAUGAAGGUUUUGGAGACAGGUGGUAAUUGGAAGAGAGGUCUCUUUGUUGAAGGAAUAGAAGUUAGGCCUAAGUAACACCAUUAAGCAAUGCAAGGUAUUUAGCAUUUGGGUGGCAGAACAAUGUUUGAAGAUUUGAAGUCCCAACUUUUCAACAUAAUAUAUAUUGUUGUUCCAAAAAAAAUAUAUUGUUGUUCCAAACUGUUUCUUGUAAAGUAUUUACACAAGUUAUUUGAUUGUCGUGGUAAAAUAAUUCGGGAUCUCUGUGUUGUGGUAGAGUAAUUCCUGGUGUGUUGAUUGUUCCAACUAUAUUAUAUGUAUUAUGAUUAUAUGAUCAUAAAUAUUAUAUACAUUGUGAUUAUGUGAUAUUGUGAUGCUAUGUGAAUUUGGUAUUUAUUGAUUAUGAA
This is a messenger RNA of Vicia villosa (hairy vetch), 1211 nucleotides long. RefSeq names its product F-box protein PP2-B10-like. NCBI's taxonomy places the organism in Eukaryota, Viridiplantae, Streptophyta, Magnoliopsida, Fabales, Fabaceae. Gene Ontology annotation, molecular function: protein binding. The coding region runs from base 85 to 882 and encodes 265 amino acids. The record is from RefSeq and is a predicted model, not a curated record. The transcript is spliced from 5 exons.